CACUUUUAGAUUGAUCAUCAUUGACAUGUUCAUGGUAUGUUCUGAAGUAUUUUGUACCACAUCAAUACAGUAUGAAACUUGCAAACAACUGAAUUUUCUACAUCAACAGUGUGUUCGAACCUAGAAUGAUCAGUUGUGCAAAUAGUCCCUGUCUUUUUCUGACUCCACGGGCACGCGAACAUGUGCUUGCGGGCACACGUAUCCACGUUCCCGAAAAAUGCGAAACACGUGACAUGGAAUGGUCCAAUCACAAUUUCGUAAUGUGCGCGCUCCCGGUCGAAACCUAACAGACCGAGGAAGAGCCGCCUGCAGACCCGCCAACGCACUGCCCGCUGCCUGGAUAGCAAUCCGUUUUCACAUUGGAAGUGAGGUCUCGGGGAAAAACUGCACAAUGUCUGAAGAGAAGCCAAAGGAAGGUGUGAAGACGGAGAACGACCAUAUUAAUCUUAAAGUAGCGGGUCAAGACGGGUCGGUCGUACAGUUCAAAAUCAAAAGGCACACUCCGCUCAGCAAGUUAAUGAAGGCAUACUGCGAACGACAGGGCUUGGCGAUUCGUCAGAUAAGGUUUAGGUUUGAUGGACAGCCAAUCAACGAGACGGAUACCCCUGCACAGUUGGAGAUGGAGGACGAAGACACAAUUGAUGUAUUUCAACAACAGACGGGAGGCUCCUUCUCCUAAGAGGACCAUGGACGAACCUCAGAGGACACAACCCCCGGAAGAGCGACUUCUUCUCUCAUUGUCAUUGUUUCUUUUGUUUUGGAUCCUUCCUUCUUCUACCUUCACCCAAACUGAAAGCUCUAUAAUUCAUUCAGGGAUAUUUCGUUGUGGCCAGAUCCUAACAUUGCCACCGUGUUCAAAAUGCUAAAGUAGUGUGUACUAUUUAUCUAGUAUGACAUGUUCCAGACACGAGCAAGCUGGCCCGCAGGGAAACACAAAGGGAGGUCCGUUAGCGAUGCCUAAGAUUAAUAUGAAAUCGCCCACUUAGUGUCUGUUUCUGUACCUGCGGUGAAACUCUGCGGUUCAGUAUACUGGGUGGAAGAGAGCUGAGAUAAAGAUAUGUUGGAUUUCCUAAAAUAUAUAUAUAUAUAUAUAUAUAUAUAUAUAUAUAUAUAUAUAUAUAAACGUAUACAUACAACUCAUGUUAGUCAUCUUUUAAGGAGCAACAGUCAAACUAAUGUCUGAUUUAUCCAUAUUCCAUUUUUAACUAUAGGAACAGAAGAGAAGUAUGUAUAUGGACACUUGACCUCAAUUAUGUCGCUCCCCUUGAGUGGAGUGAUAAUAAAGGAUGUUAAUGUAACCCGGACCAAAAAUGCUACGUGAAUAGCUUUCCGAAUGAAGCAGUAUAGUGUCAGGGUGUUCGAUCCCACUACUUAAAGGCUUUACGUCACGUUGGAGCAGGGAUAAGUUCACUUGUGUUUUCAUGCCCCCUCAGUCCUUUGGCCAUAAAAAAAAAAGGGAAUUCCCCCCCCCCCCCCCAGUGUCCAAGUCCUCUAUCCGCAACAGGCUUCAUUCACUAAAAUCUAAGUUGUUCACAUGAUCGGCUACAUUACAACCUAAUCAUUGAGGCAUUGCUCUUUUUAGUAGUUCUUGAGUUCUUUGUCAAGACAUUACUGGCACACUGAUCUGACCGAUGGCUGAGGCCGGACUGGCCUUCAGAGGCUGGGGGGAAUUGGUUAACAUCUUUCACAGAUAAUUGUACAUUUUCUUUUUGUUGUCCUUUUACUGUGUACAAUAAAUAUAGUUUGGUACUUA
Messenger RNA from Gadus macrocephalus (Pacific cod), 1753 nucleotides. RefSeq names its product small ubiquitin like modifier 3b (gene sumo3b). The transcript is spliced from 4 exons. Gene Ontology annotation, cellular component: nucleus. Lineage: Eukaryota; Metazoa; Chordata; Actinopteri; Gadiformes; Gadidae. Gene Ontology annotation, biological process: protein sumoylation. Gene Ontology annotation, molecular function: protein tag activity; ubiquitin-like protein ligase binding. The record is from RefSeq and is a predicted model, not a curated record. The coding region runs from base 239 to 679 and encodes 146 amino acids.